Molecule: messenger RNA, 2623 nt
Organism: Xiphophorus couchianus (Monterrey platyfish)
Lineage: Eukaryota; Metazoa; Chordata; Actinopteri; Cyprinodontiformes; Poeciliidae
Product: MOB kinase activator 1B
Exons: 6
Coding region: 251-901 (216 amino acids)
Source: RefSeq, a predicted model, not a curated record
GAAGAAGUCAGGUACCUUCUCUCUGCGUUUAGAGCAGCAGUCAUAUAUCAGAGUCUGGCAAACAAAGCUGCCUUCUGUGUCGCUAGCGUGGAGCUUUUUUGGCUAUGCAAUUAUUUAUUUGAGAAAUUCAUCGGUUCCGACAGAAAAAGCCAGAGAAGAAGAGUGAGAUUAAAGAGUUUGGUCCCUUUUCGGUGUCCAUCCUCUCAGCCUGAUUUAAAGAAGAUUUUUUCCCCCUGAUCUCCGGGGAACCAUGAGCUUCCUUUUUGGAAACCGUUCGUCCAAAACAUUCAAGCCCAAGAAGAAUAUCCCGGAGGGUUCUCAUCAGUAUGAGCUGUUGAAACACGCCGAGGCGACGCUGGGGAGUGGAAACCUGCGCAUGGCGGUCAUGUUGCCCGAGGGGGAAGACUUAAAUGAGUGGGUUGCCGUCAACACGGUGGAUUUCUUCAACCAGAUCAACAUGCUGUAUGGCACCAUCACAGACUUCUGCACAGAAGAAAGUUGUCCAGUCAUGUCUGCCGGUCCUAAGUACGAGUAUCAUUGGGCCGAUGGAACCAACAUCAAGAAGCCCAUUAAAUGCUCAGCCCCCAAGUAUAUCGAUUACCUCAUGACAUGGGUGCAGGACCAGCUGGAUGAUGAAACGCUUUUCCCUUCAAAGAUCGGCGUUCCCUUUAAGCGCAACUUCAUGUCUGUGGCGAAGACCAUCCUGAAGCGGCUGUUCAGGGUUUACGCCCACAUCUACCACCAGCACUUUGACUCCGUCAUGCAGCUGCAGGAGGAGGCCCACCUCAACACUUCCUUCAAACACUUCAUCUUUUUUGUACAGGAGUUCAACCUCAUUGACAGGAAAGAGCUGGCCCCACUACAGGAGCUGAUUGAGAAACUCACCACUAAGGAUAGAUAAACAACAAUGCAGACAUGUAUUUUAUCGUUCUAGUUUUUUGCACAGAUACCCACCCCCUCCUCUGGCUGUAUGUAUGCAGUAUAUACUACAUGGAUUUCCAUUUGGGGAAAUGUUUUUAACAUUGCCAGGAAGACGGCUGGGUUUUUGAUAGAUUUAAGGCACCAGGACUAAUUUUUUUUUUUUAUUGUUAUUAUUAUUAUUAUUAUUAUUAUCAGGGAUUAUAGACUUGGUUAACAUUGAGAGAGAAAAAAAACAUUUAGGUGCAUGGAAGAGAAUCCCUUGUAUCCACACAUGACGAUUAUAAUUUAGAAUUAUAAAGACAUAUUGUAUGUUCAUGAAUUUUCAUUUCUCUGACCAGCCAAUGCACUCACAAGUGAGAAUAGCGGUGAAAUUCGAAGCCAGCUUUAAGUCUUGGUCAGUAGUUUUCCCUCUUUUGUUUCGUUCUCCAUUCAAAGGUCAGACUUUAGUUGACCGCUGUAGUUGCCAUCAGUACAGAAGAACCCUAAGUGCCUAGCACGGCUCGUCGUCGCCCUAUAUCAGCAACGAGAACUGUCCGAAGAUUAAGGCCAUAUUUGAUCGACAUAUUUCAAGUUUUCAACCUACCUCCCUUUAGACCUAAACAGCCCUGAAUUUUCCUAUUUGUUACUUUAUUCUUUACCUUUUAUUGGAUGGAUUUUUUUUUUUUUCUGUAAACUCCCAAAUUUACUCCUUUCAUUUUUGCAAGUCUCCUUGUGCUCUGAGAGGGUGAUGAUAAAUGAAUGUGUCAAAGGUUAUAGAAGUGAGGCUAGAGUUUCUUUUUUUUUUUUAUUUUAGAGCAGGGACUAUUAUUAAGAAUAAUAAUAAUAAUAAGCUCUUAGGUUUGUCCCUGUGUGCUAGUUUCCUCCUUUAAACGCUCAAAUCUUUCGAGUAGAAACAUUUAGCGAGGGAUCAGAAACCUUCAACUGUACAUACAUACCUGCAGAUAGAUACAGAUGCAUAUUUAACCUCCACUGUUAGAGAACUUAUAAGCAUUUUUGAGUCAGAUAACGCUACAUACCUUGGUAUCUGGAUAGCCAUGAAGCACUUUGAACAAGUUUUCAAACCACUCUUGCCUGAAUGUUUUUCCUCUGCAUAUGUCGAACGUUGUGAGAAGAUGUGUCAUGUGACUGGUCGUACGCAGUAGAGCUCAAACGCAUACACGUAUAAUUUCAGGUUUUUUGAGAGCUAAAAAUGUGAGAACAUUGAUGGACAAUUUUCCAAACUUUUCCCCACCUUCUACCGCAACAAAAUUGUGCAAUUUUAAAAGCUACGCUAACGAAUCCGUUUUGGGACGAAAUAAAAAAAAAAAGUAGAAAGUUUCCACAACCUUGAACGAACCUGAACUGUAUCAUACUUUAGCAUGAGAUCCCUUUGUUAAUCUACAAACUACAACUUUAAAUUUAAAUGCUGAAAUUUAUUUAUUUUUUUUUAAAAAAAAGUUGUGCAAGUAACUACUACAUUACAUUAAAGGUGGAAAAUGUUGGAAAUGACUUAUGGUCAUACUCUUAAAAUCCUGAAAUUUUAACAGCUGAGUUUUGAGAGCUACUGUAUCUUUUUCCUCAUAUUUUUCCAAAUGAAUGUUAAAUGGAUCCGUUUCCUCCGAGGUUAGCUGUAAGGCACAACUAAUGAUUUAUUCUACUUGUGUGAUUUUUCUUUCUUUCUUUUUGUUACUGUGCAAUAAAAAGUUGAAGCAUGCUCCCAUUU